AGCUUUCUUAUUUUAUCUGAAGAUUUCUUUUUCCCUUUAUUGUGAAGUCCUGUUUAGAAUGGAUAAUAAAGAAAACCAUAUCCAUUCGCAUCAGUCGGAUCACAUUCCUCUUGUUAUUCCCAACAACUCGGUGGUCACGACUUAUGCCAUUGGGCGCCUCAACUCGGAACCCAUUCCGGCAAAGAUUGAGAUAAAGGAGCUGAUAGGCAGUGGGGCCUUUGGAAGGGUGUACAAGGCACGAUUGGAUGACUCCGAGGAGGUGGUGGCCCUCAAGCAGACCCUUCACAAUCCCAAGUUCUGCCAGCGCGAGGCGGAGAUAAUGGGCCAGCUGAUGGACCAUAGCAACAUCAUUCGGCUUAUCAUGCACUCCCGCGUGACCUUAGGCCAUCCUCCGAAGAGUUACAUCAUCCUGAUUAUGGAGUACAUGCCGAUGACACUGCUGGACUACAUAAAUCAUCACCGAAAGCAACUUCUGCCCCCGGAUGUUCUCACCUAUGUCCGCAUUCUUUCGUAUCAGAUCUUCAGGGGACUGGGGUAUCUGCACUCCCUGGGCAUCUGCCACAGGGACAUCAAGCCGGAGAACCUGCUGGUGGACAACCAGAAGAUGUUGCUCAAGCUAAGUGACUUCGGCAGCGCCAAGCACCUGGUUCCCCAGGAGCCCAGCCUAAGUUACAUUUGCUCCAGGCUGUACCGUGCUCCCGAACUCUUUGCCAAAUAUGUUCUUUACGGCUGCUCCGUGGACAUCUGGAGUGCUGGCUGCGUCCUGGCAGAGCUGCUCAAAGGAUCUCCCUUGUUUAUGAGCAACAAACACGAUCGGCAGCAGCUAAUGUUCAUGGUAAGCCUGCUGGGCAGCGAGGGCUUGGACCGGGCCCCUGAGAUCCGUUCCAUGUGUGGAGAUGCCAUCCCCUCCAGGACAAGCCGUCCCAGCUGGGAUCAGCUCCUGAAUCUGGAUGUGCCGCAAGACCUGUCCGAUCUGCUAAACUCCUGUUUCGUCUACGAGUCCUCAGCCAGGAUCCCGCCCAUGAUGGCUUGUGGGCACUGCUCCUACGAUGAACUGCGCAUCAUGGAUGCCUUGGGACUGGACAUGCCGAAUGGCCGUCCGUUGCCACCCCUGUUCAAUUUCAGCAGCCAGGAGUUGGGCAUGGAUCCCAAGCUCUGGGUGAUGCUGUUGCCACUCCACUUCCCUUAGAUGGAAGACGAGCUGCCAGUAUCCGUAAGGAAAAUUAAGUUUUUUAAAAAUAUAAAGCUAGUCAGCAAAUGA
Messenger RNA from Drosophila rhopaloa, 1261 nucleotides. RefSeq names its product glycogen synthase kinase-3 alpha (gene Pk34A). The record is from RefSeq and is a predicted model, not a curated record. Gene Ontology annotation, cellular component: cytoplasm. NCBI's taxonomy places the organism in Eukaryota, Metazoa, Arthropoda, Insecta, Diptera, Drosophilidae. The transcript is spliced from 2 exons. Gene Ontology annotation, molecular function: protein serine/threonine kinase activity; ATP binding. Gene Ontology annotation, biological process: signal transduction; protein phosphorylation.